AUGUUGGUAGGGCCUACUGGUGGAGGUAAGACCACUGUCUACACCAUCCUGGCAGACACACUGGAGACCCUCCAUCACACAGGGCACAAGGCUAAGAACCCCUUCUGUCAACCUGUCAAGACCUAUGUUCUCAACCCAAAAUCUGUCACAAUGGGAGAGCUCUACGGAGAGGUUAACACAUUAACCCUGGAGUGGCGUGACGGACUGAUGGCACUGAGUGUCCGUGAUGCAGUCAGCGACACCAGUGACGACCAUAAGUGGGUGAUCUGUGAUGGGCCAGUUGAUGCCCUGUGGAUUGAGAACAUGAACACAGUGCUGGAUGACAACAAGAUGCUCUGUCUUGCCAAUAGCGAGCGAAUCAAACUUACUCCAUCCAUACAUAUGGUGUUUGAGGUCCAGGACUUGGCUGUAGCAUCUCCAGCCACAGUCAGUCGCUGUGGGAUGGUAUAUAUUGACCCAGAUGAGCUCAAGUGGAUGCCCUAUGUCCAGACGUGGAUCAGUGGUCUUGGAGCCAAGCUCCCAGACCCAGUGCAAACAUACCUGCUGGAGCUGUUUAAGCAGUAUGUGGAAAAGGGUCUUCAGUUCGUGCUGAAGCAUUGCAUCCAGGCAAUUCGCCAGGUAGAGAUCAGUAAAGUCACAACUCUUUGCUCCCUGCUAGAGGCACUGCUGCUGGACGAUGGAGGGCCAGACCUCAAAAUGGAUUCUAAGCACCUCAACAGUGUAUUAUGUCAGACUUUCCUAUUCUGCUACCUGUGGGCAGUAGGCGGCAACCUAACCUGUUCUCACUGGGAUGCUUUUGACACCUUCGUAAAGGUGCAGUUUGAAGACAACAGCAAUGCUAAGGUCCCGAAGUGUGGUACCCUGUGGAGUGUGUACAUGAACUUUAACCAGAAGCGUCUGGUGCCAUGGGAGAACGUAAUCCCUUCAUUUAAGUACAACAGUGAGCAGCCCUUUUUUGAGAUGCUAGUCCCUACCAUAGACACUGUCCGCUAUGGCUACCUGAUGGAGAAACUGCUGUCUGUACGACACUCUGUGCUCUUCACUGGUGGCACUGGAGUUGGGAAG
Molecule: messenger RNA, 1065 nt
Organism: Morone saxatilis (striped sea-bass)
Lineage: Eukaryota; Metazoa; Chordata; Actinopteri; Moronidae
Product: dynein heavy chain 6, axonemal-like
Biological process (GO): microtubule-based movement
Cellular component (GO): dynein complex
Molecular function (GO): minus-end-directed microtubule motor activity; ATP binding; dynein light intermediate chain binding
Source: RefSeq, a predicted model, not a curated record